UCCACUAUUUCCACUUCACUUCCUAACACUUCUAUACUCUCUCUCUCUCUCUAUUCCAUCCACAAAGCAACACACUUUUCUCUCCAAACACAAAAAAAAAAGAAAAAGAACAUGCAAUACAAGAAUCUAGGGAGAUCAGGGCUGAAGGUGAGCCAGCUCUCUUAUGGAGCUUGGGUAAGUUUUGGGAACCAGCUAGAUGUCAAGGAAGCCAAAUCACUUUUGCAGUGUUGCAGAGACCAUGGUGUCAAUUUCUUUGAUAACGCUGAGGUUUAUGCUAAUGGAAGAGCUGAGGAAAUCAUGGGUCAAGCCAUCCGUGAACUGGGUUGGAAGAGAUCAGAUAUAGUUGUCUCUACUAAGAUCUUUUGGGGAGGUUCUGGUCCUAAUGAUAAAGGCUUGUCUAGGAAACAUAUUCUUGAGGGUACUAAGGCUUCUCUUAAGAGAUUGGAUAUGGAUUAUGUUGAUGUCAUUUAUUGCCAUCGCCCGGACACGUUCACGCCAAUUGAAGAGACAGUGAGGGCAAUGAAUUACGUGAUUGACAAAGGUUGGGCAUUUUACUGGGGGACUAGCGAAUGGUCAGCACAGCAGAUCACUGAGGCUUGGGGCAUUGCAGAGAGGUUGGACUUGGUGGGGCCAAUUGUUGAGCAGCCAGAAUACAAUAUGCUCUCCAGGCACAAGGUUGAGUCUGAGUACGUCCCAUUGUAUACCACCUAUGGCCUUGGUCUCACCACAUGGAGUCCACUUGCAUCUGGGGUGCUCACUGGAAAAUACAACAAAGGAGGCGUACCUUCUGAUAGCCGAUUUGCUUUGGAAAAUUACAAAAAUCUUGCUAGCAGGUCAUUGGUUGAUGAUGUGCUAAAGAAGGUUAAUGGAUUGAAGCCGAUUGCUGAUGAACUAGGCGUGCCUUUAUCUCAACUUGCAAUUGCAUGGUGUGCUGCAAAUCCAAAUGUCUCGUCAGUUAUCACUGGUGCUACAAAGGAAUCUCAGAUUCAAGAAAACAUGAAAGCUGUUGAUGUGAUCCCAUUACUGACUCCUGCUGUGAUGGAAAAGAUUGAGGCUGUUGUUCAAAGCAAGCCGAAACGUCCAGAUUCAUUUAGGUAAACUCUGAAUCUGGAUGUUACCAUUCUGUUGUGCGCGCAUGCAUCAUGGAGCUAAAUCAACAUGUCUGGAAGUUCUAUUCCUUUGGCUUGGUACUAGUUAUUAUAAUGUACUUUUACAUUUAGUUUUUUCUGUUGAUCUGAAAUCCGCAUUGGAUUCUCGUUCAUGGAAUGGUUGCGUUUGUUGGUGGAUUGGAGGGUGCUGAAUUGAUGAGAAUUGGCAAGUAUGAACUUGUAGCCUUAAGAGAUUUCAGUACUGUUUUGUGUGGAUGUUAUAUUUUGCUCUUUCAAUUGUUCCUUUUCCCCCCUCAA
Populus trichocarpa (black cottonwood) is the source of this 1406-nucleotide messenger RNA. Its product is annotated as probable voltage-gated potassium channel subunit beta. The coding region runs from base 112 to 1098 and encodes 328 amino acids. The record is from RefSeq and is a predicted model, not a curated record. Lineage: Eukaryota; Viridiplantae; Streptophyta; Magnoliopsida; Malpighiales; Salicaceae. The transcript has 5 exons.